UCCUCAUUCUGCGUUUAACAGCGCAGUGUACAGAGAGUUCUCUAUCAGAGCUAGAGGAGUUUAUUCUCCAGUACGUACCGAACCAACUAAGCAUCCACUCUGGUUCGGAUCGGGCUGCUACAUAUAAUAUUGUUGCUGCUGCUAUCUGGCUGCUGCAAAAAAUUUUACACAUACAAAUUUUCCAUUACUGGAGUUUUCUUAUUUUAAAAAGAUUGGUUUUUUUCUUGGUUUUCUUCUUUUUAAUCAUUAUCCUUUUUAUAAGAAAAAAAAGAAAGUAGUAAUUAAUUUUCAAGUGCAAAGCUAUGUGCGGUAGUAGUUUGUUGAAAAUUCGCUAUCAUUUUUUGUUCCCAAUUAUCAGUGAAGCAUUUGUAUCCUCGUCGUCUUGGUCGUCGUCGGGCAGGCAAGGGCAAUGAAUACAAAUAGUAAAAUGUCAAGUUCACGAAGUUCACCGGCGAGUCCUAGGUCACCCAAAUUUCAGCAACAGGCCUGGGAGUCUCAGGGAUGCUCAAGUGCCCCAAAAAGUCCCAGAUCCCCAAAAGUUCAUCAGCAACAAGCCUGGGAAACAUCUGGAGGAUGUUCAUCGGCUCCAAAAAGUCCCCACAGAACCAUUCCAACUUUACCCCAGCAGCCAUUUAAAAGCCCAAAAUCACCAAGACAUUUCAAAAAUCAGUCAUCCCUUAAUUGUUAUGAACAACCUAGGAGUCCAUCCAUAAGCACAUACAGCAGCUAUAGCUAUGACUCUGCCACUAGUCGCAAAUUUGAAAACCCUCCACGUAGUCCAAAGAUCACAACCACCUUUGCCAAUGAUGAAUCUGAUUCUAAUUUAAGUUAUUACCAAACUCCUUCACCGAUAUCACGGAGCCCCAAAGCACUUCCAACUUUGCCAAAUGAAUCCCCAGAAUAUUACAUGAGCGGCCAAAUGUCCCAAUCACCUAACCGGAGUCCACUUCCACCACGUAAAUUUGUUUUCGAUACACCCCCAUCUUCGUCUGAGCUGACAUCAGCGAAGAAAUUCGAAUAUUACGAACCACAAACCCCAGACGAUGACGAAGAUGAACACAACAAUGACUUGAUUGUCAUGGAUGAUGCCAACUAUGGUCAUGGCCAAUUUCCACAUUCUUUACCGAUGUCAAUGAGCACAUCAUCAUACAAUCACAGGAGACAUAAUUCCCUGAAAGGAUUUGGCAAACCACGUCCCAAGGAUAACAUUCCUGUUUUAAAUGAAUGUGACAAUGUGACGGAUUUGUUUACAUAUCAGAAGGAACUUCUUCUAGCCGAUGAUCCCAAUCGACCUGGUAAUAAUGCGUUUCUUAAGCGAGACUCAUGUGUUACUGAAUCAACACAAAUAUCUAUGGAUUCAUCGGAUACAAAUAAUACGUCGAUGACGACAGCAACAACACUAAGUUCUGAUAAUUCGGGGGCACAGGGGUCUGAAUCACGUCGAAAUGCCAUCCACAGUAGUAAUAUGGGAGACAGUCAUCAUUUUGGUGAGCAUUAUAAGCAUGAGGAGCAGCACAGACGUUUGGGACGUCGACAUGCUAUAAAUAUUACAUCAAAUCCAGGAUAUCAGAUAUUGCAUAGUUCCCACUCAACCUUGGACAGAACAUGCUCAGACAGUGUAGUUUCUCUACGAUGCAGAAAGUCUACAAGCGAUUUAACUUAUGACAAAGAUGACAUAAGCAAUUCAAAUGGAAAACAACACAGUGGAAAUUCAAAUAAUCAUGGAAAUAAUAGCAAUGGUGUAUCAUCAAAUAAUCCCAAACCUAGAAGACGUGGUAGCUCCAAAGGAGGCCUUGCAUAUUUAGCUUCGCGUAGAAAUUCACGUGAAUCGAUGAAAAGUGCUUGUUCAAAUACUUCGAUUUUUUCGAACGAUGAUAUUGGUCCAUUGGCAUUUCAAGCAUCGACACGUGGCCGACAAAGAAGAACUUCAAAUUUCUUAGAACUUCCUGUUCCAGAUCAUGUAAGGCCGAGGGUAUGUUCCCUUCCGGAUAGACCUUAUAAUCCUCGUUUAAGUGAUGAUUUAUACCGCUUACGUCACUUCUCCAUUAGUAAAGGCAAUGUAGUGAAUUGUGGAGAUUCAAUCAUAUCAAGAAGGUCAAGGAGUAAUACAAGUGUUAACUCAACAAAUAGCAGGGCUAGUGAGAGGUCACCAUUUGAUGGCUCAUGUUGUGGUGGUGGCUAUGCUAAUGUAGAUUCCAUUCCACCUUCCCCAGAUACUGAUGAUAGUGAACCUCCACCUCCACCAAGAUACAGAAUUGUUAUGUUAGGAGAUGCAGGAGUAGGAAAAACUGCACUCGUGUCUCAGUUUAUGACUUCGGAAUAUAUGCACACUUAUGAUGCAAGCUUAGUUUUAGAUGACGAAUUUGGUGAAAAAACUGUCAGUGUUUUAUUGGAUGAUGAGGAAUCGGAAUUGGUUUUUAUCGAUCAUCCAAGUGUUGAAAUGAGUGUGGAAAAUUCCUUAACUACAUAUGAGCCUCAUGGAUGUGUGGUUGUUUUUUCAGUGGUAGAUAAAACUUCUUUUCGUAUUGCAGAAGAAAUAAUAAAUUAUUUGUGGAAAGAAAAUAUAACUAAAGAUAAGGCAGUGAUACUUGUUGGCAAUAAGGCCGAUUUAGCUAGAGCCAGAGUUAUAUCAACUCAAGAGGGCAAAUCUUUAGCUGCUUCUCGAGAUGCAAAAUUUAUUGAAACAUCUAGCGGAAUACAACACAAUGUUGAUGAGCUGCUUGUUGGAACAUUAAAACAGAUCCGUCUAAAAGAAAAUCGCGAAAAGAAAGCUACCUCAUCAAGGAUGAAAACUUCUCGAACUCACAUAUCUUUACACUUAGCUAAAGAAAUUUUGCAAAAAAUUUGCCUUAGCGAUAUAACUAAAUCUAAGAGCUGUGAAAAUCUACAUGUGCUGUAGAUUAUACUUUAACUUUAAGUUUAUAUAACUAAAAUAAAAACAAAAUAAAACAAAACUCUUCUAAAAUAUUAAAUAAAAAAAAAACUCUGUUAUUCAUCAAAAAAAUAUAUUUAUACACAAAAAGUUGUUGUUGGAUUUUUAGCCAAAGCGUACUAUACUUACUCGUGAACUGAAAACAAAAAUAAAAAAAAAAAACAAGGCAAAAUAUUUGCCUUUAAGACUUUCAUUCUGUUAAAAAAAAUAAAUUUUAAUUAUUAAAAACAAAUAUUUAUUAUUGUAUGUAGAAUGUUAUAAUUAUUAUUGUUGUUUAGACUGUUUAUGUAGAUCAGAAAAAUAAAAUAAAAAUAAAACAAAAAAGAGAAUAAAAACUGUCAAUUUUCUAUUGCUAUUUUAUAUAUGAAUAUAUAUCAUGUACUUCAAAUAAAAACAAAUAUUAUUAUGAUUAUCAUAAAAAAAAAAUUAUGUCUUUCGUUUAAUUUAAGACAAAAAAAAAAAUAAUAAAACUCUUCCAUAGUAGAAAUUAAACGGGAACGACUGUUAUUUGAUGUAGACAUUUCCAGUAUGUGUAGCUUAUAGAUAUGUAACCUAUAUUCUAAUAUGAGUUAGUAAGUCAAAUAAAUUUACAAAUAAAAAAAAUUACUUGCGAACAUGAAGAAAGAGUUUUUACAAAUUAUCUUAAAAUUACAAAUACAGGGUGUUUAAAAGCAAAAACUGCACAGGGCUCAAAAAUAUAAUAAUUCUAAACAAAAAAAUAAGAAUUUCCGAUACAGCUCAUUCAUAUAAGAAUUAAUACUUAAUUAAUUUUAUAAUUUGUAAAACAGAAAACAAAUUUCUUUUACGCGUUAAAAACUCUUCUAAGCAAUAUUUUUUUUAUCUUAAAAGAACUUUAAUUCUUUACACAACUUUUUAACGUUUUUAAUUUUGCUUUACCACAAAAUUACUACACUACUACAAAAUUACAUACUGAUUACUUUCUUCGUGUUCCGAAAAGAACAAUAUUUGACUUCACUAAAAGCCUUUGAAAACAAAAACAAAAAAAAAAAUCACGC
This is a messenger RNA of Episyrphus balteatus (marmalade hoverfly), 3948 nucleotides long. RefSeq names its product dentin sialophosphoprotein (gene Rgk2). Gene Ontology annotation, cellular component: plasma membrane. Lineage: Eukaryota; Metazoa; Arthropoda; Insecta; Diptera; Syrphidae. The record is from RefSeq and is a predicted model, not a curated record. Gene Ontology annotation, molecular function: GTPase activity; GTP binding; calcium channel regulator activity. The coding region runs from base 410 to 2899 and encodes 829 amino acids. The transcript has 12 exons.